AUGUCCAACUACAAUCCUAAUCAACCACCCUAUUUUGGUUCCUUUGGACAUUCCAGAACAGUAAGACAAGAUUCUGAGAAAUUUCCCGACAUAGAAACUGGUAAACUCUAUGAAAAAACAACAUUUUCCUAUUCUCAGAAUGAACAAAAUACGAGUUUGUCACCAGUAACAGAGACUCCAAUGUACUAUGCCGCAAGAAACAGCAAUCAAGACAAGUAUUUCCUUUCCGAUUCACCAUCACACUUCCAAAGCUACCAUCCAGUACCACCAGGAAUGCCAGCGCCAACAUUACACCAUGCAAUUUCGCCUAUAGUAAACGAAAACAAUUACCCACUACAAAUGCAAGCUAUGCCACACCAGAGCCAAUUACCUCUUCAGCAACAGCAGCCAUACCCAUUCUCAUAUUAUCCCCAGGUAACUCAUCAAGCACCUGUCCAACAACCUUAUGGUUCCCACUACGUAUACUAUCAGCAACCUCCCCAGGGCUACAUUACAGGAGCACCUCAUUCAACGGGACAACUACCAGUGUACAUGCUGGGCAUAAUUCCAGGAGAAAUGAUGUUGCUGGCAAGGAGGAAGUCAAAGCAGUCUACCACUUGGUCCCCCAAAGAAGAUAGGCUACUAAGAGAACUUAAAGAGGUACAGAAGCUUGGCUGGAGGGAAAUAUCGGCAUUUUUCCAAGAUAGAACUCCUAAUGCGUGCCAGUUCAGAUGGCGAAGAAUAAUCAGUGGCGCUAGUGCUGUGCCUCCAGUUCAGAGAAAGAGUAGUUCAAGUGAACCAAAGAAUCACAAACGAAGCGAAAGCGCUUCAUCCAGUGAAGAUGAUAGGGAUGACAAUGGGAAUAAAAAAGCACAACACUCUAUAGAGUUUUUAUUAAAUUGA
Molecule: messenger RNA, 882 nt
Organism: Scheffersomyces stipitis CBS 6054
Lineage: Eukaryota; Fungi; Ascomycota; Pichiomycetes; Serinales; Debaryomycetaceae
Product: SANT/Myb-like DNA-binding domain-containing protein
Exons: 1
Coding region: 1-882 (293 amino acids)
Source: RefSeq, a predicted model, not a curated record